Molecule: messenger RNA, 1254 nt
Organism: Sordaria macrospora k-hell
Lineage: Eukaryota; Fungi; Ascomycota; Sordariomycetes; Sordariales; Sordariaceae
Biological process (GO): tricarboxylic acid cycle
Cellular component (GO): mitochondrion; oxoglutarate dehydrogenase complex
Molecular function (GO): dihydrolipoyllysine-residue succinyltransferase activity
Source: RefSeq, a predicted model, not a curated record
AUGCUGUAUAAAGGUCUUCGUCUUGCGGCCCGCGCCGCUCCCAAACUCGCGCUCUGCAACGCAAAUCCCGCGCUCCGACAGCUUCCCCUGCAGUUCCAGCAUGUCCGCAACUACGCCGACCAGGUCAUCAAGGUCCCGCAGAUGGCCGAGUCCAUCAGUGAGGGCACCUUGAAGCAGUGGAGCAAGAAGGUUGGCGACUAUGUCGAGCAGGACGAGGAGAUCGCGACCAUCGAGACCGACAAGAUUGAUGUGGCCGUCAACGCUCCCGAGGCCGGUACGAUCAAGGAGUUCCUCGUUAAUGAGGAGGACACUGUCACAGUCGGCCAGGGCAUUGUCCGGCUAGAGCUUGGCGGUGCGCCCAAGGAGGGCGGUGCUGAGAAGCCGGCCGCGCCCGAGAGCAAGGAGGCUGCUCCCAAGGACAGCGCUCCUGCUCCUGCUCCCGAGAAGGCUCCCGAGCCUAAGCAGGAAACCAAGCCCGCCGCUGCUCCUGCCCCCACGCCUGCCAAGAAGGAAACUCCUGCGAAGGAGGCCCCGGCUACCCUCGGCAACCGCGAGGAGCGCAGAGUCAAGAUGAACCGCAUGCGCCUCCGCAUCGCCGAGCGUCUCAAGCAGUCCCAGAACACCGCUGCCUCGCUUACCACCUUCAACGAAGUUGACAUGUCCGCCCUGAUGGAUUUCCGCAAGCAGUACAAGGAUGAGAUCCUCAAGAAGACCGGCGUCAAGCUCGGCUUCAUGAGCGCCUUCUCCCGCGCCUGUGUCUUGGCCAUGCGCGACAUCCCGGCCGUCAACGCCUCUAUUGAGGGUCCCAACGGCGGUGACACCAUUGUCUAUCGGGAUUAUGUUGACAUCAGUGUCGCUGUGGCCACCGAGAAGGGUCUUGUCACUCCUGUAGUCCGCAAUGUUGAGACCAUGGACCUCGUUAACAUUGAGAAGUCUAUCGCGGAUAUGGGCAAGAAGGCUCGUGACGGUAAGCUCACCAUUGAGGACAUGGCUGGCGGAACUUUCACCAUCAGCAACGGCGGCGUUUUCGGCUCCUUGAUGGGUACCCCUAUCAUCAACCUUCCUCAGAGCGCAGUUUUGGGUCUCCAUGCUAUCAAGGAGCGCCCUAUCGCUGUUAACGGAAAGGUUGAGAUUCGCCCCAUGAUGUACUUGGCUCUCACCUACGACCACAGACUGCUUGAUGGCAGAGAGGCUGUCCAGUUCCUGGUCAAGGUGAAGGAGUACAUUGAGGACCCCAGGAAGAUGCUUCUUUAA